Molecule: messenger RNA, 4815 nt
Organism: Temnothorax curvispinosus
Lineage: Eukaryota; Metazoa; Arthropoda; Insecta; Hymenoptera; Formicidae
Gene: Slip1
Product: PDZ domain-containing protein 4-like
Exons: 7
Coding region: 783-3254 (823 amino acids)
Molecular function (GO): protein binding
Source: RefSeq, a predicted model, not a curated record
UUCUCUCUCUCUCUCACACACAAUCUCUCGCUUUCUUCUUCGCGCCGCGCUUGGAUGGUCACACCGUUCAUGCUCCAUUGCUCUUUCUCACUCUUGAAUCACGCGCGGCCGUCUUCGUCGCGCGCGCGCGCUUACCUUCUCCCUCUACCCCACCUCUCUCGCUCGCGCCCGCGCUCGCCUGCGCAGUGCUUCCCAUUCCAUCGUGCUCGCGCGGCCGGCACUCACUUCAGUCCACAUCGAGUCGUCGCGCGUGUUGGUCGAGAUUCUUUCUCCGCUCCGCUGCGGCGUGUCGCGCGUCGUUCGUUCGCCCGCUUGUGUUCCGCGUGACGAAACGGUCGGCGAAAACUUUCGCUAAGUACUUUCGGUAAAGACGCGUUCGAUUUUGGGACGUAAUCGUUUAAACCACCGUCGCGAUCGUCGUCGUCGCCGGCGGCGGCGGCAUGGAUCCGCGGGGUGACGAUCCGGCAGCGCGUUCCGCGUGAAGUGCGUCGCUCUCGAUUUGGCCAACCGUCGCCGGAUCGGCCAACAAGUGACUCAAAGUGAGACGUGAGCGUGAGAGACGUUCAGUGACGAGUGUCGGUUGUCGGCGCGCUUGACCGCUCCUCCGCGUCGUGGCCGUUAUUGUUGGUUGUUACUUGCUCCGCACCGCUCCGCUCCGCUUCGCUCCGGAGUCCGGCCUGUUGCGUCGCAGUUCAUCCUGUGACACGGAUAUUUCCCGGGAUCUUGGAGGAUCGUCGGUUAUCGGACAGCAGGACCGUCGACCAGACGUCGGGCCGCGCGACAUGGACUUCGUAAUAUUAAAGGUGAACGGGCAGGACGUUUCAAAUUCUAGUCACGAGGAUGCUGUGCGUUGUUUCCAGUCAGCUCAGGAACCAAUUAUCGUCGAGGUCCUUCGACGACAACCCAUCAGUGGGCAUCAACAGGUACCUCACACGCCCUCGAAGGAGCACGAAAGGAUCACGUGUCAGGAUAAGAAUGAGGGGACGACGAACGAAAGGGGCGUGACAGACGACCGAACGUGCAAUGACGAUGUCAAGAAGGACGAUAUGUGUCCCUUGGUAUCGACUGCAGUUCAAACGGACUGGGCUGGUCUCAUAGAGGAAGAGGAGUUACUUCCAGUUCCCCUCGUCGUUGAGGAACAAGCGAACGACAGUUUCGAGGAUUUUCUCACUCACGACAUCGACUUUGAGGAGGUGACGUUGCGGAAAAGCGGGAGUGCCGAAAAGCUCGGAUUGACGGUGUGCUAUAGCUCCGGUUCCGGCAGCGAGGACGUCGACACCGAGGUUUAUAUCUCGGAAAUAGUUCCUGAAAGUCUCGCGGCCCGGGACGGCCGGUUGCGAGAAGGAGAUCAAAUUUUGCGGGUCAACGGCAAGGAUGUCGCGAACAAGGAGCAGACCGAGAACUUGUUCGCGGAGACGAAAAAUGCGGUGACUAUUCUCGUCAGCCGAUGUGUAUUUCAAGACGAUGAAUAUGAUGACAGGCGCAUCUAUCAUGAGGGUUCGCCGCCGCUUUCGCCCGAGAACCUGCCAGCGUAUCAGAACAGCAUGAUCGAGCAGCUGAUCCGUCAACAGCAACAGCAAACGGAGGAGCGUACCAAAGAGAGCGAGGUAAACAACUGCACCCUGAAAGCUGCUCCACCCAUACCAUCUCACACACAGCAACAGCAGCAGCAGCAACAACAACAGCAGCAACAACAGCAACAGCAGCAACCGCCGCCGCCGCCACCACCACAACAGCAGCAAUCUAUCAAUAUCUUUUCCACGAACUCGUCGUCCACAUGCUCAUCGCAGAACUCACACAAAUCCGGCAAGAACGCGACCUCGCCGGCGCAUCAUACGGAAGAGCGCAACAAGCAGUGGAUGCAGGAAUCGCUGAAGGAUUGUUCAAAGAGGCUCGAAGGUAUAUCUCUACGCGGUCAGCAAGCUGGCCCGCUCGCGGCGGUACCGUCAUCGGUGAAGCUCAUUGAGGCUUAUUCGAGCCACGUGUGGAGUGAUACCGAGCACAUCUACGAAACGAUACCAGAAUCGGACAGCGAGCCAAUCUAUUCGUCGCCGUACGAGCAUCACCAGCAGCACUGGACGCAGCAGGCGAACAUCGUUACCGCGACGACGCAGCAUAGCACCGCGCAAAACCAUUUGACCGCUGGCGGUCAGCAGAACCAAAAGUGGCAUUCCUCCUCAAAAAGCAACAGUUCCGGCGAGGAAAAGGAUAGUUCGAGCGCUUACAAUACCGGCGAGUCCUGUCACAGCAACCCCCUGACUUUGGAGCUGCAUCAGGGCGAGAGAGAUCAUCAUAAGAGCACGCUGGUAUUGUGCCCGCCAAAAAUGCCGCAACAGCAACAGCAGCAACAACAGCAGCAGCAGCAGAAGCUCAAUUGCAAUUGCCCCAUGCCGGUGACGCCGACCGCGACGUCCGCGAUAGCAAGACAAUCGUCGAAGAACCAGAGCGUGAGGAAGGGCUCGUCGUCGCAUCAUCACAGAGAUCGCAACGAAUCUUCGUCAAUAAAUGCCAACACGCUGCCGGCUGACACUAUGUACACGAACGUGGCAAACCUGCAACAGACAAUGAUGCUGCAGCAGCAGCUGUUCAAGCAGGCGCUCAACCGCAAGAACCUCACGACGUCCAGGGAGACGUCCAUGGGCGGCGCGAGGAAAUCCAAGUCGCACGGCAACUUCCAGGCGCCAAAUCUCACGCAGUACCAGUUCGUUGGCAGUCAACAGGUGUGCACGUCCACUACGUGGAUACCGCCGGAGGAUAAGAACGAGGUGCAGAUGGAAUGGAAGGUGAAGAGGAGGGCGGACGGGACGAGGUACAUCGCCAGGCGGCCCGUCAGAAAUCGGAUACUUCGAAAUCGGGCGAUCAAGAUAACCGAAGAAAGAGCCGGUCACACCACCGAGGAUGAUACUAUGUCGGAGAUGAAGGUCGGACGUUAUUGGAGCAAAGAGGAGCGUAAACGACAGCUGGAACGCGCGCGCGAGCGCAAGCAACGUCAGCAGGAAUUGUUGCUGCAACAGCAACAGCAGCAGAUGCAACCGACUAACGACCUGCUGAUAUGCGAGCACACGGAAGACAAAGUGUCGAAGAAGCCGUUAAACAUCGUCGAGCUAAGUCACAAGAAGAUGGCGCGUAAAAAGACGACUCUGGACGAUUUCACCACUGUGCAAGAAAUGUUGGUUCACGGAAACAGGGUGGGUGCAGGUGGACCUGGCACGGGGGGGAAAUUAAUGGGUCUACUGUCGGUUACCACGGUGUAAGCGAACUCGCGUUGCGUAUCCCUGACGCUCGCCAAACUGACCGUUCGUUACACGGAUAUCGAAACCCGAAAUAAGCGCGAGGGUAUUUUACGGCCACGAUUAUCGCGCGAAUGACUUUUAUACUGCGUCGGGGAAAGCCUGAAACCUUUGCGCGGCGUAACACUUUCAAAUUAUCUUUUAUACCAACCUCUUGCCCGCAAACAUGUGCCCCGCGCGAAGGCAACGUCGUAAAGUCGGAAGGAUUCUUCCGAAAGUUAAUAAAAGAUCUAGCGUUCGUCUGAAUAGUCCGUACGAAACUGCUUGCUUGAUAUAUGUGCGUAUGUAUAUGUAUAUGUACAUACACAUAUGCGUGAACAAGCGCAUAAACUUGAUUUGAUGAUUGCAGAAUAAUUAUCGUUAUAUGUGGCAAGUUUGUGCACGUGGUGUUUGAUCCGAAGUAUCCGAGUACGGAAUAACUUAAUUUUGAGACGGUUACACAAGGAUACCGAAAAUACAAAUGGACCGUCUUUAGUCUUCUUCUUGCCGAAUAUAACAUUGGACAAUGUUCAAAUAUUUCGUGAUUCCAUGAUAAAAAGACACGCCAAUCUGCAAUAAAGCGUCUAGAAGCUUGAAUUGUCGCUGUUAUAUGUAAACACGUGUGUGAAGUUUGCACAGCACGUUCGCUCUAAUAAAUCUUGUAAAUAAUUACGGCACGAUACACAUUCAUAUAUAUAGAUUUUAUAUACAGGACGAAAAAUAUUCUACGGGCAAAGAUCGGUGAUUAUAAGUAUGUAGAUAUGUAUGAUAAGCGAUAAGUAUUAACGUGGUACGCAGCAAUAUCCAUUUUGCUUUGUGCAUUACGACGGAGAUCGCGGCAGGACACUGUAUAUCCGGAGGACCAUCGCCUUAACGUCGAUUCCAUAGCGAAUUUAUUUUCGUGGACAUCGAACAGUAUUCUAAAUUAAAAAGAAAAAAAAACAAUAUUGUUCAUGACGAAAGCAUCGCUGCUUUUUCGUGUGCAAAAACAUUGCUGUUUACAAAUUAUAUCGUAUGUGAUUUUUACACCGUUUUUGUAAAGCGUUUAUAGAAGAAACGCGAAAAUGUGCAAAAGAUAUGCUUGAGGAAAUCUGGGAUAUCCUGUAUAAGUGUAAAUUGUCUUAUUCUCAUGCAUAUGAUUCGUGUAUGUAUCGAGUCGAUUAUUACCUUUUGUUCCUUUCUUCCAGAAAAAGUAAUCGAAUACUAGAAUCCUGUACUGCCAAUGUCUAUAUAUAACUGCCCUGUAACUCUAUAUAUUUUAAAGUACACGCAUAUAUGGAGAAAGUGUGAAUCAAAUGUGACGCCUCGAUGGAUCAAUUAUCGCAUACUUCCUGACGAAAAUUUACCGCGUAAGAUGUAUGAUAUGUUUUGGGAACGACAUUAGAUAUAAAAUAUAUCGUUGUAGAAAAUAUAUUGUAUGAUUUAGGAUUUUUAAGCACAUAAGCGAUCGUGCAUACGUAUGCUGUCUUUUGUAUGUAGAUGCGACAUAAUGAUUCUAAACAUGUGUAAUGUAAAUAAGACCCAAAUAAAAUAUAGCAUUAAUAUA